AAUUUUAAUCCAACGUUCUUCUCGCCAUCCACAAGGAGGUCGACCAUGAGGAAGGAGAGGGUCAUUGGGAAAGUCCUCCUUUCUUACUUUCAGCAAAGGGAGAAUGAGCCAAUCAUUCCACCACCAUUGUCACCAAUACUUGGGGAGCAAUCUUUUGUCAAUCCUACCUUCAACAAUGAUAGUGAAUCUGGAGAUGAUGUUGCUCAAUCUGGCGAUUCCCUUAUGAAAGCUGUGUCAGAACAGAUUAGCAUCAUGAGGCGCACACAGUUGGAAUCUGAAGCAAGAGCUCAACAAAGAAGCCAAAAGUUGCCUCCCCAGAUUCAGCGGGCAGCAGGCGGACCAGUGCAACCAGAUCCUGUUGAGGCAGCACCAUGUGCAGCAGAUCUGGAAAAUCACCAGCAACCCAGAUAUCUGCCACCUCCGUGCCGACAGAAUGGAGGACAUCAACAACAUAAUGCACCUCCACUAAGGGAGCAUUUUCAACCUUAUGUGCCACCCAUGCAACAGAAUCUUCAAGGUCUGCUAGGACAGUACAUCAAUUGUGAUCAAAUCAUCGACAUGGUGUAUGAGGCUUAUGAUCUAGUUCUAGAAUUCACUCUAUUUUCUGGAGAUGGUGGGUAUUCUACAAUUGAACACAUAGGUCGCUUCACAAUUCAGUGUGGUGAAGCCUCCGGUGAUGAUAAUCUGAAGCUUAGACUUUUUCCCAGCUCAUUAACUAGCACAACUCUCACUUGGUAUCUGAGUCUGCCACAGAAUUCAAUUUAUACUUGGAGGCAGAUGGAAGAUCUUUUCCAUAUCCAGUUUUACCGCAGUGAGUUAGAAGUGUCCAUGGCCGAUUUAUCUCGUCUAGUGCAGCGACCUGGAGAAACAUUUGAGGCCAUUCUUGCUAUAUUUUGGGAGACCAGACUUAAGUGCAGAGUUGCCUUGCUAGAACAAGAAUUUGUCAAGUUGGUACAAAAUGGUCUGGACAUUGAGUUAAGGAAAAAGUUUGAGGAAAUGGAGUUUCGUGAUUUCUUUGAGUUGUCUUACAAGGUGGCUCGUUAUGAAAAUUUAUUGCGAGAAGACACACAAAGAAAAUCUGCAUCUCAUGGGACUUAUUAUGGUGAUGCUAACUUUGAUCUGGACGUGACAGAAGUGGUGGUAGACAAGCCAGUUGUUUGCCCAGAUCUAAUUAAAGUGGUCCAGCAUACCGACAAAACAAUAAAACGUUAUGUCAGAGAGGCUGGAAAAUAAUACACCUUUGACAUUUCAAAGACUAAUAAAAUCUUUGACCACCU
Messenger RNA from Rubroshorea leprosula, 1277 nucleotides. The record is from the annotation of a GenBank genome assembly. Lineage: Eukaryota; Viridiplantae; Streptophyta; Magnoliopsida; Malvales; Dipterocarpaceae.